GCGGAUAUUCGCUUCACCCAACUGAAACUGCAUAGAGCAAAGAUCGCGUGUGAGAUUGAGCACCAGAGCUUGUCAAGGCUCCUUUCUCAGAGUCUAUAAAUUUAUGAGGUCACAGUCCACUUGCAAUCACAAUCGCCUCGUUGUGUUUUCUUUGUUUCUUUCGGCAUCCACUAAAAAAUUUUCCCAAGAAAAUCUCAUUUGCAAGUUGCAAUGAAGCUCCUGGAUGUAACCCCUUCUCUAUAUAAGUCCUUAUAUUCUCCCUUCUCCCGCCGCAAUCCCUUCUUGCUUCCAUCCGCUUCUUCAUCAUUUUGCUCCCUUUCCGAGCAUCUCUAUUGUAAUCGCAUGGCUGCUUGUGUUGACGCCCCUAGAGCUGACACUUCUCAAUUUUCUCGCGAUCCAAACAGGUCUCAAAGUGAUGAUAACGUAUACAAUUAUGCGAAAUACUGUCGACCCAGUUUCUCUGAGCACGUUUCUGGCUUACCCUUUGCUAAGAAUCAUAUGAAAACCAUACACUCGCAGUCAGUUCUUGAAGAUCUUCACCACGAAGACGAGUAUAAAGCAGAUCCAUGGCUCAAAAUGCAGGAGGAAGCCAGGUUAGAUGUUGAAAAGGAACCGAUUCUCUCCGCCUACUACUGUACAUCCAUUCUGUCUCAGAAGACGCUAGAAAGGGCGUUGGCGAAUCAUCUUGCAAUCAAGCUGAGCAAUUCUAGCCUUCCUAGUAGUACUCUGUAUGAUAUUUUUCUGGCGGUGCUUGAAGAGAAUCAAGACGUCAUUAGUGCGGUGAAGGAAGACUUGAGAGCUGUGAAGGAAAGAGACCCAGCCUGCAUAAGCUAUGUGCACUGCUUCUUGAAUUUCAAAGGGUUUCUGGCGUGCCAAGCCCAUAGAGUAGCUCAUAAAUUAUGGGCGCAAGGUAAAAAUAUUUUAGCUUUACUGAUACAAAACAGAGUAUCUGAGGCUUUUGCUGUUGAUAUUCAUCCAGGAGCAAAGAUUGGACAGGGUAUAUUACUUGAUCAUGCUACAGGGUUAGUUGUUGGAGAGACUGCUGUGAUUGGGAAUAAUGUGUCAAUCUUGCAUAAUGUAACUUUGGGUGGUACAGGGAAGUGUUCUGGAGACAGGCACCCAAAGAUUGGUGAUGGGGUUUUGAUUGGGGCUGGGACUUGUAUUUUGGGUAACAUUAGGAUUGGUGAUGGAGCCAAAAUUGGGGCUUGUUCUGUGGUGUUGAAGGACGUGCCAGCCAGGACAACUGCUGUUGGUAACCCAGCUAAAUUGGUGGGAGGGAAGCAGAACCCAGUUAAGCUUGACAAAAUUCCCAGUUUUACUAUGGACCACACCUCCCACAUUGAGUGGUAUGAUUAUGUUAUUUAGGGGGCUCUGUUCUUGGUUAGAAUCUGGAAAUUUUGGUUGGUAUUAUGAUGGGAUUUGAAAAUUUUCCUUGUGUUGUAUUUGAGAACUGAAGUUCUCUCUUGCUAGCGAACAGAGCAGGCUGUGUUCUAAUCCUGUCUAGUGAUAAUUUAAUCUUACCUUGUUAUAUCUCAUGUAUGGCCUUGAGCAAGUAUUGCCAGACCACAUGUUCUGUAAUUAUGAAGCAAAUCAAAUUAUGUUGUUUUUUAA
Manihot esculenta (cassava) is the source of this 1611-nucleotide messenger RNA. RefSeq names its product serine acetyltransferase 1, chloroplastic. Bases 211 to 1365 code for a protein of 384 amino acids. The transcript has a single exon. Gene Ontology annotation, cellular component: cytoplasm; cytosol. The record is from RefSeq and is a predicted model, not a curated record. Gene Ontology annotation, molecular function: L-serine O-acetyltransferase activity. NCBI's taxonomy places the organism in Eukaryota, Viridiplantae, Streptophyta, Magnoliopsida, Malpighiales, Euphorbiaceae.